This is a messenger RNA of Vitis vinifera (wine grape), 5703 nucleotides long. RefSeq names its product phospholipid-transporting ATPase 1. Lineage: Eukaryota; Viridiplantae; Streptophyta; Magnoliopsida; Vitales; Vitaceae. Gene Ontology annotation, biological process: phospholipid translocation. The record is from RefSeq and is a predicted model, not a curated record. Bases 1094 to 4669 code for a protein of 1191 amino acids. The transcript has 9 exons. Gene Ontology annotation, molecular function: ATP hydrolysis activity; ATPase-coupled intramembrane lipid carrier activity; ATP binding. Gene Ontology annotation, cellular component: plasma membrane.
GGACGACUCUAGCUCUGUGUCAGCAACGCUGGCCUAAAAAGGGUAAAAUGCAAAGUCCAUAACUCAUGAGUCAUGACUGCAAUCCAAAACGUAACAGAAAAGCAACCAAGCCAGUCCCAUCCCCAGACCCAAAAGCCAAAGCCUCUGACUCACAAGAUAGAGGCCCGACCCUGCGGUCCAUCCAGAACAGGGUUAAUAUAGUAAUUUCGUGUAAAAUAACAGACAAGGAGAGGAGGAAGAGUGAAGUGUAGUGAAAAAAAAAAAAAAAAAAAAGAGAGAGAGAGAGGGCCAAGAUUCCUGCUCCUCCAUCCGUCCCUCUCUGCCUCUCUGCAAUUUCAUCGCCUACUGUGCCCUCUAAUCCUUCUUCUCACGUAUACAAUUUUAUUUUUUCUUUUUGUUUUCAAUUUUUUUUUCACAGUUUGCCAUCAUCAACAUCAUCACCAUCAUGGCAUGAAGCAGCGGCCUCUCUGAAAAACGAAUCAUGAAAACUCUGAGUUCAGAUUCGGCACCGCUUCAGAUCUGCAAUCGGGAAAAAGGCUCUGCCAUUUUACUAUGAUUUCGUAUUCAGUGCAUUGAAGGGCCUCUCUGAUCUCUCUGAUCCCCUUCGUGUUUCUCGAGGAGGCUCGUUAGGGUUUCUCUGGGAGGUCUAAGCAAUAUGUUCGAUUUAUUGAGCUGGAAAGAUCGUUUGGGGAGAAUGAACGUUGUUGAUUUAAGAUGAAGAUUGUGUUUUGGUGUGAUGGGUUGUCAUUUGUGGAGGAAGGAAGCUCGAAUUACUUGGGUUGUUUUAUCCGUUGAGGAUUGAAACCGACAUUGAUUUUGGGUCGUAGAAGUGGAAUUGGUGUGGGCAAUUCUACCAUGUUUUCAUUGGGAAUUUAUUUGUGAGUUCCAGUCAACCAUUAUUGCCAUCAUUUCGGGUCUUUCAUCUGUGGUGCAUUAUCCUGAGCUCCCCGUGUUGGAGCAUAGGCUCUGUUAGCUGUCUCCGUUCCAAUCCUUCUUUCUCAUCUUCCAUCUUUGAGGACCCACAAAGUCGUUUCUUGGAUGUGAAUUGGAAUGCACUGCACAGGAGAGGAAACACCUGGAAUUGUGGACUGCAAUGGAGCUGCAUAACAACUCCACGAGCUUUGAAAUUUCGGGCGCAUCUUCUCGAGUCCAGGAAAAGUGGAACAAACCCCAAAGGAGCCGCCAUAAAAGUGUGCAGUUUGAAGAGGAUCUGAUACAUGAGGAGGAUCCGAGGUUGAUUUAUAUAAAUGAUUGGAGGAGGACGAAUGAUAAGUAUGAGUUCACAGGGAAUGGGAUCCGGACUAGCAAGUACACAUUGAUCACUUUCUUGCCCAAGAACAUCUUCAUACAGUUCCAUCGUGUUGCUUAUUUGUAUUUUCUGGGUAUUGCUGCUCUUAACCAGCUUCCGCCUCUGGCUGUCUUUGGGAGAACAGUAUCUCUUUUUCCUCUCCUCUUUGUGCUUUGUGUUACAGCUGUUAAAGAUGGCUAUGAAGAUUGGCGGAGGCACAGGUCAGAUGAAGUGGAGAACAACCGUGAGGCUCUGGUGCUUUAUGCUGGUCAAUUUCAGAAGAAAAAAUGGAAAAAGAUACAAGCUGGUGAGGUGGUGAAGAUCUAUGCAGAUGAGACAAUUCCUUGUGACAUGGUUUUGCUAGGGACGAGUGAUCCCAGCGGAAUUGCCUACAUUCAGACAAUGAAUUUGGAUGGUGAGUCAAACCUGAAGACAAGGUAUGCUAGGCAGGAAACUGCUUCGAUGGUGCUUGAUGUGGGAGCCAUAUCAGGGCUCAUCAAAUGUGAACAACCUAAUAGGAAUAUUUAUGAGUUCAAGGCGAAUAUGGAGUUCAAUGGGCAAAGAUUUCCCCUCAACCAAUCAAACAUCAUUCUGCGUGGUUGUCAGUUGAAGAACACAGAAUGGGUAAUUGGCGUAGUGGUGUAUGCGGGACAGGAAACAAAAGCAAUGUUGAACAGUGCAGCCUCUCCUUCCAAAAGAAGCAAACUGGAAAUUUACAUGAACAGAGAGACCCUGUGGUUGUCUUUUUUUCUUUUUAUCAUGUGUCUUGCCGUGGCCGUUGGAAUGGGUUUAUGGCUUGAACGACACAAAAACCAGCUUGACACUCUGCCUUAUUACAGGAAAAGAUACUUCACCACUGGGAGGUUUAAUGGGAAAUCAUAUAAAUAUUAUGGGAUUUAUAUGGAAACCUUUUUCUCUUUUUUGAGUUCUAUUAUAGUGUUUCAGAUAAUGAUACCAAUAUCUCUGUAUAUUACAAUGGAGUUGGUUCGGUUGGGGCAGUCGUACUUUAUGAUUGAAGACAAGCAUAUGUAUGACAGUAGCUCCGACACGAGGUUUCAGUGCAGAUCUUUGAAUAUUAAUGAGGAUUUGGGUCAAGUACGAUAUGUAUUUUCAGACAAGACAGGGACACUUACUGAAAACAAAAUGGAAUUCCGAAGAGCUAGUGUAUAUGGGAAGAAUUAUGGAAGCUUCUUGAUUAGGGCUGAUCCAUUGGAGGAAAAUGGUUCAGUACAUGCAACAACUGUAGAGGGAAGGGGACAGAAGCUUAAAUCUCAAAUUGCCAUUGAUAAUGAACUCAUGGAAUUGUUGCAUAAAGACCUAGCUGGAGAUGAAAGGAUUGCAGCACAUGAGUUUUUCCUCACACUGGCUGCAUGUAAUACUGUGAUCCCUAUUCCUACUUCAUCUGCUAGUUGCACAGAGAGUGGAUUACAUGAAUAUGUAGGAGCUAUCAAUUAUCAGGGUGAAUCUCCUGAUGAGCAAGCGCUAGUUGCUGCAGCUUCUGCUUAUGGAUAUACUCUUUUUGAGCGCACAUCUGGCCAUAUUGUGAUUGAUGUCAAUGGCGAGAAACUAAGGCUGGAUCUGUUGGGUCUGCAUGAGUUUGAUAGCGUGCGCAAAAGAAUGUCUGUUGUCAUCAGAUUCCCCAAUGAUACUGUGAAAGUCUUGGUGAAAGGUGCUGAUUCUUCAAUGUUUAGCAUUUUAGCAGAAGACAGUGGGAGGAAUGGUCAUGUAAGGCCUGCAACUCAGAGCCAUUUGACCGAAUAUUCAUCACAAGGCUUACGCACACUUGUAGUUGCUGCUAGGGAUCUCACUGAUGAGGAACUUUCAGAGUGGCAGUGCAAGUAUGAAGAUGCAAGCACUUCAUUGACUGAUAGAUCUGUAAAACUUCGUCAAACAGCAGCUUUCAUUGAAUGCAAGUUAAAUCUUCUUGGGGCUACUGGGAUUGAAGACAAGCUACAGGAUGGUGUACCAGAAGCCAUUGAGUCUCUUCGGCAGGCUGGAAUCAAGGUCUGGGUUCUAACUGGAGAUAAGCAGGAGACAGCGAUUUCAAUUGGUCUCUCUAGCAAACUCCUGACUACAGAUAUGAAUCAGAUUAUUAUAAAUGGGAAUUCAGAGGAUGAGUGUAGAAGUCUUUUGGCUGAUGCUAAGGCCAAAUAUUUUGUGAAAUCAUUAGAUUGCGGAAGUAAGUAUUUGAAAUAUAAAAAGGAUGCUGAAGUCACUCUGGACAACACAAAGUCUUCUACCAUGCCACAACAGCAUUCAGGGAAGGAAGAAGAGAUGCUGAGCACAUCACAUGCACUCAUAAUUGAUGGGAAUAGCCUGGUGUACAUUUUAGAGAAAGAUCUGGAGUCAGAGCUUUUCGACCUUGCAACUUCCUGUAAGGUUGUCCUUUGCUGUCGUGUUGCACCCUUGCAAAAAGCUGGAAUUGUUGAUCUAAUUAAGAGUCGUACUGAUGAUAUGACACUUGCUAUAGGAGAUGGUGCCAACGAUGUUUCAAUGAUUCAAAUGGCAGAUGUUGGUGUGGGAAUAUGUGGUCAGGAGGGGCGUCAAGCAGUAAUGGCAUCGGAUUUUGCAAUGGGACAGUUUCGGUUUCUGAAAAGAUUGCUUCUGGUGCAUGGACACUGGAAUUAUCAGCGUGUUGGUUAUUUGGUUCUUUACAACUUCUACCGCAAUGCUGUUUUUGUUUUGAUGCUAUUCUGGUAUAUACUGUCCACAGCUUUUUCAACAACUUCGGCAUUAACAGAUUUGAGCAGUGUAUUCUAUUCACUUAUCUAUACCUCCAUCCCUACCAUUGUUGUUGGCAUUCUGGAUAAGGACCUUAAUGAUGAGACACUACUCCAGUAUCCAAGACUUUAUGGCGCGGGACAUAGACAGGAAAGUUACAAUAUGCGCCUCUUCUGGAUCACAAUGAUUGACACGCUAUGGCAGAGUCUUGUUAUCUUUUAUAUACCUGUUUUCAUCUAUAGCGAUAGUUCAAUUGAUAUAUGGAGUAUGGGUAGUUUGUGGACAAUCACUGUUGUUAUUCUUGUGAAUGUACACUUGGCAAUGGACGUUCAACGAUGGAUAUUCAUUACUCAUGUUGCAGUAUGGGGAUCAAUUAUCAUUACAUAUGCUUGUCUGAUUGCAGUGGAUUCUAUACCUAUCUUCCCCAAUUACGGGACAAUUUAUCAUCUGGCAAAGUCACCUUCCUAUUGGCUGUCUAUUUUUCUUAUACUAACCAUAGCAUUGCUUCCUCGCUUUCUUUUUAAAGUUAUACGUCAGAAUUUUUGGCCUUCGGAUAUCCAGAUAGCUAGAGAAGCUGAGAUACUGGGAGACCAGCCUGAUAAUUUGCCUUCAAAAUCAAAUGCUUUAUACAAGUUGACUGCCAGCAUGUGGGACAAAUGAUCUACAGUUGACAAGGAAGUAAAUUCAGGGUAACCAGUUACAGAAUGAAAGGAAAGAAUGGACAAUGGUCAUGCCGAGGAGGGAGGGCUGGUGCACAAAGAAUGUGAUUUGGAUGAUUCUGGUCAGGGAAGAAAAAAGAGGCUGGAGAAAGGAGGAUAAAAUCAUGACUCAGGUAUCUCAAGCAAUAUGGUUGAGAAUUAUGAGGGUUGGUCUUGGCACAGAUUGUAGGGGUCCAUAACCAGGGCAUACACAUAAAGUGUGAAAAGACAGAAGUGUAUAAUAGUUUUCUGUAAAGAUCAGGUGUGUCAUUUCUCACACUUUUAAAAUGGAAUGAGAAAAAGAGAAAGAAAGUUGAUAAACAUCCCAAGUCAUUUGUUUCUUGAUCACCAUCCAGUUGUGUUUCCACCUUCAGGAGCGAUGCUCUUGAACAGAGGAGUGCUAUCAUGGAUGCCUUAUUAAGGGCAGGGGAGGGCAAAUCGCAUCCCUCUAUCUAGAAGGACAACAAACCCCUCAGCCUCAGCCAUUGGCACCGAGUGUAUAUGGUUUGAGGCAGAAGCCCUUGAAGGGGAGAGUGAAUGCGAAAUGCCUUGUUUUUCUUGUUUUCCAUCUCCAACGUCUCUAUGCACCUCCUUGAUGAGAAAGACGUAGGACAUGGUCAACUCCUUUUAUAGGCCUCUUAUCCUCCUCUGCCUCUGCACCAUCUUAAUGUGCUUUCCGGUGGGGAACCUGUAGAUUGUUUAAAUAACCGCUGAUGGCAGACUAUGAAGGAGAAAGUUCCUUUUAUUGUGCAAGUCGGAGAUCUUGGUGUAACCUUGAGAUCAAAUUUUUCAUUAUGUAUAGACAGAGGGAGAGAAUCCAAUAAGUUGUGGCUCUUCUGAAUCAGCAACUUAGUGAAAUAUGCUCAAUUUAUUACUGCCAACAGUGUAAUCUUUAUUUGGAUUACACAUUUGCUUUGUUCCAGGGAAGUUUUUUUUUAUGAUUGUACGACAUUUUGACUCUGGAGGGAGGAUAUGGAAUCCUUAGUUGCCAACCAA